AUGAACGGCACCAAAAGUACUCCGUCCGAGACGCCCGCGCAACUGCCGGUACCGAUGACUGCCGACGGGAUGACUGGCAACAGCUCCUGGGCCGAGUUGCUGAACUACACGUUUGAGAACGAGGCGCUCUACCACGUCAACACGUCGACCAUCGAGCGGAUCGUGUCCAUGAUGGUGCCGGUAUUCUUCGGUUUCAUCGGACUGGCUGGUUUGCUCGGCAACGGGCUGGUUGUGCUCGUGGUUGCCGCUAACCAGAGCAUGCGAUCGACGACCAACCUGCUGAUCAUCAACCUAGCGGCGGCGGAUCUGCUGUUCGUCGUGUUUUGCGUUCCGUUCACGGCCGUCGACUACGUGCUACCGGAGUGGCCCUUCGGGGAUUAUUGGUGCAAGUUUGUGCAGUACAUGAUCGUCGUGACGGCACAUGCCAGCGCGUACACUCUGGCACUGAUGUCACUGGAUCGAUUCCUGGCCGUGGUGCAUCCCAUCACCAGCAUGUCGAUCCGCACGGAACGCAAUGCCUCGAUUGCCAUCUGCUUGACGUGGUUUGUCAUCCUGACGACAGCUAUUCCGGUGGCUAUUUCACACGGAGUCCUGUUCUACCCGCGCCAGGGUGGCUACUAUACUGCUUGCUUGUUCCUACACAACGAGGGUUACAGUUUAGUAGCGUUUCACGUGUCAUUUUUCCUGUCAUCGUACGUGGUGCCACUGUCACUGAUAUCGUUCCUGUACAUGGGCAUGCUGGCUCGACUCUGGAAGGGAGCCCCGGGAGGCCGCGCAUCGGCCGAAUCCAGGAGAGGCAAAAAGCGCGUCACUCGUAUGGUCGUCGUCGUGGUGCUGGUGUUUGCCUUCUGCUGGUGCCCAAUACAGGUGAUCCUGCUGCUGAAGUCGCUGAAGCUGUACGAGCUUACCCACGCCAGCAUCAUCUUUCAGAUCGUGUCGCACGUGCUGGCCUACACCAACUCCUGCAUCAACCCGGUUCUGUACGCGUUUCUGUCCGACAACUUCCGGAAGGCGUUCCGCAAGGUCGUCUGGUGUGGAAAACCUCUACCACCAGCCAUGCCACCGGCGGCACAAACCAAAACCACGCGCACAACAGGCAAUGGUACGUCAAACGCGGACGCCUUAUGA
Molecule: messenger RNA, 1128 nt
Organism: Anopheles nili
Lineage: Eukaryota; Metazoa; Arthropoda; Insecta; Diptera; Culicidae
Gene: AstA-R1
Product: allatostatin-A receptor
Exons: 8
Coding region: 1-1128 (375 amino acids)
Biological process (GO): G protein-coupled receptor signaling pathway
Cellular component (GO): membrane
Molecular function (GO): G protein-coupled receptor activity
Source: RefSeq, a predicted model, not a curated record